UCAAACUAAGGCAAACUGUGUGAUUUCGACUGGUGCUUCAGAACUGUAAUUGUGUGCAAUUUAUCGCUGUACUUACUCUCGGCCCAUUGGGACUUACUUACGGAUAGCUUUGGAAUUUAUGUUCAUGUGACUUUUAAAAAAAAAUUGUGAUUUUUCUCAACUUUGACUUACUCAGGAUAUAUUGACAAAAUAUAUAACUACCUUCAAUUUAUAGCAUUCUUUAAAUUGAACAUGGUAUCCAAACCUUUCCCUAGUCAUCCAUAUUCCUUACUUGCAUUCUGGUUGGUUAUUUUUCAAAUUUCGAAAAGCGCUGUAGCAACAACCGCUACUCCUGUACCUGUCUUCCAAGUCACGCCACCAUCAGAUGGCACACUUUCAGUCACUUCUAAGCCGGCUCUUUAUCGUGACACCAGUCAUUACGACAGUUCUAAAAACAGUGCUGAGAGAUAUAUGGCAUCUUGGAACUCUACAACUAUUCUAAGAGAAAACAAUGUACGUUCCAAACCCCCAUCGAGUUCCGAGAUUGGAAGCAGAGAGAUUGACCAUGGGGAUUUUCUAAAUGGGAACUAUCACGUAGUUCGUGGAUCCACACAUAAAGAGGAUUCAAAAGAAAGUGAAAGAAGUAGUGAAGAACUUCGGGAACGAGAAGGGUCUGCUUUCAUCCCAAAAGGAAGCAGAAUUCCGACGUCAAAUCAUGUUGAUUCCAAUGAGAAUGAGCUCAUUGAACAGCCUAAACCUGUAUACCCUCCUAUACCGGGUGCUGGAUACAUACCUCCUGCAACAGCAAAUGAUCAAUCAGCACCAGUAAUUCUUGGAUUCCAACACGAAAGAGACGUACCACGAGUUGAAUAUGUAACAGCUGAUUGCUUUAGCAAUUAUAUGAAAAUUACUAUACAAUUCAAUGGAUCAUUUGAUGGUUUGGUCUACAGCACUGGAUAUGCUCAUGACAAUGAUUGCGUCUACGUCAAUGGAUCAGGUCAUGAUAGAUACGAAUUUUCAAUUCGAUUGAACAGAUGUGGUACUUUGGGUAGACCAGAAUUUGAACCCUCAUCAAACGAAGUUCCGGACCGAAAUCAUUUUAUGUGGAACACAAUCACUGUUCAAUACAAUCCAGAAAUUGAAGAAGAUUGGGAUGAGCAUUUUCAAGUGACUUGCGAAUAUGGUUAUGAAUUCCGAAGAACUGUUACCUUUCCAGUCGUUGGCGUAGAAAAAAAUACAGCUAGUCCAUAUUUAGUUACUCUCUCACCCCCUCAAUGCUACAUGGAAGUUCGAACUGGCUUUGGACCAUCUGGAGGCCGCCUAACUGGACCUGUAACUGUUGGUGAUCCAUUGACCCUUAUGAUUCAUAUGGAAAGUGAUAGCACUGAAUUUGAUGUGGCUGUCAGUAGUUGCUAUGCCCAUAAUGGCGCCAAGAAAAAACUGCAGCUUAUCGAUGCUAAUGGGUGCAUUCUCAAAGAACAGCUAAUGAGUCCUUUUCGUGGAGUGCGCAGUGCUGGUGGAACAAAUCAUGUUGCACUCUAUGCAUAUUUUAAGGCUUUUCGUUUUACAAGCAGUCCAGCACUCUAUUUAGAAUGUGAUGUUCAUAUGUGCCAUGGAACGUGCCCGGCUCAACGAUGUCACUGGAAAAAUCUUGCAAAACGAUCAGCUGAUUUACAAUUUGACAACGACAAUUCUUCUUUAACAUCUGAAAACGUAAGUUUAUUCCAAGCUUUGCAAGUGCUACAGGAAUCGUCGGAGGCGUCUGAAUUAGGAAAACCUAAAGCUGAUGAAGUACAAAGUAGUACUAUGUGCUUACCUGUGCUAGCAUUAACAGCUGUAACAACUGCUUUCUUAGCCUGCUUGCUGCUCUCUACUGUUAUGUGCAUCCUGCUAUGUCUGAGAAUGAGGCGAAUGAAAGAAGUAGGUAGUGUAUCAGAUUUGAACACUUACAUGGGGAAUCCCUACCUACACAAGCAGCCCUCUAGGAAAAGAUUAUAGAUCUUUUUACACUGUCGGUGGCUACAGUGACUUAAACUACAGUGAGCUGCAAAUAUAGAUGAGCUAUUUACUUUUUAAUGAUGCAGCUUACAAUUUUGAAUGUUGUAGCAUUUAUGAAAUUCUGCGAUCCAAGAAAAAACAGGAAUAAUUGCAUAACUUUUUAUAUUACGUGAUUCGGUAAAAUCCCAAUGAAAAACAAUCAAAAAUUUUCUAUUGUAAUCUAUUUUUUGUACCUGUACUGAUUUCUUGUAUCCCUAAAAAGUUAAGCGUAGUUUGAUAGUUAGUAAUUUGCUUCAGAUGUAUGCUUGGUAUUAAAAUUUCCCUGAAUAUACAAAGCUUUUUUUAAACUAAUUUAGCUUAGAAAUUUGAAUUCGAAAGCAUUCAAUAUAUUCUGAAUCAUGGAGAUUGACAUUCAUAAAUCUUUUUUUAUAUACUGUAGUUAGUUUAACUCAUUUUAUAUCAAUGAACAAUACGAACAGCAAAUUUUAUUAACUAAUAAAAUUGGAGGCUAUGACAUUUAUGUCAUUCUUUGUGACAAUAAAAAGGGAUACUAUAACGUUCACAUCAACAAAAAUGUAAAUAGAUUAAUGAUAUUGUUGAAAAUUUUUGAGGAAAUGUUUUGCAUAAAGCUCAAAGAAUAAACGUUAAAAGAAUCUUAUCACCUAGAUAUGAUGUCAUAAUCUUUGACGAUAAGGUGAUUAUCAGGAAAUUACUUAUUAGAUAUAUCGAUUAUUUUUAAGAAAUUUCCAUCAAAGCAGAUUUAAUCUGCUAUAGUUACUUGACAUGAAGCAGUAAGUCAUGAAUUUUGCAGUUUAACGAUAUUUCGAGCUAAUUAAAUUUUUACAAUAAAAUUAUUUAAUACAUACAUAACUUAUCUGAUGACAAUAUUUCUUAAUAUUAUAUGCAAUAAAUCCAUUAAAGUCCUGUUAGAUAUAGCAUUUCAUUUCAUAUUAAAUUAAUUUGUUGUGUUUCUAUUAAGAAAGAUAUGCAUUGUUUAAAAUUUAAUUUAUUAUAACAAUAUAACUGCUGAUAAUUUAUUAUAACAAUAUAACUGCAAUAUAUUUGCUGAACUAAGGAGGAAUGUAUAUAAAUAUAUCUAGAUUUACACUGGAGAACUCAAAAAAGAUGUCUAUAGAUAAGCUAAUGCGUAUAUAUUCCGUAUCUGUAAUUAUAAAAUACAUUAAAAAUGCUCGCAUAGUUUUACAUUUAUUCCUUAAUUUAUGAAGAUGCAAACAACAAAUAAUUAUUUCUUUAUAAAAUAUUGAAAACAAUAUUGAAUUACU
Molecule: messenger RNA, 3260 nt
Organism: Parasteatoda tepidariorum (common house spider)
Lineage: Eukaryota; Metazoa; Arthropoda; Arachnida; Araneae; Theridiidae
Source: RefSeq, a predicted model, not a curated record